This is a messenger RNA of Nestor notabilis (Kea), 627 nucleotides long. RefSeq names its product hepatic lectin-like. NCBI's taxonomy places the organism in Eukaryota, Metazoa, Chordata, Aves, Psittaciformes, Psittacidae. The transcript has 6 exons. The coding region runs from base 1 to 627 and encodes 208 amino acids. The record is from RefSeq and is a predicted model, not a curated record.
AUGGAAGAGGAACAUCUGCAUGAUGAUCUGCAGGCUUUUAAAGACAGAAACUUCUUCAGGCUGAAGCUGAGGCCCUUUGUCACCAUCUACUUGCUGCUGGCCCUCUCCUUCCUGCUCACCUUCACCCUCUUUGCCGUGUCGCUCUCCAGAGUUUCAGCCAUUUCUUCCAAGCUCCAGGAGGUGCCCCCGGAGCAGAGACGCAACGUUUCGGGCAGGGAUUUCCUCUUGUUUCCCUGCGGACCCGGAUCCAGGGAAUGGGAAUACUUUGAUGGAAAAUGUUACUACUUCUCCCUCACCAGAACGAGCUGGCACAAGGCGAAGGCUCAGUGCGAGGAGAUGCACUCGCAGCUCGCUGUCAUUAACAGCUAUGCCAAGCAGAAUUUUGUCAUGUUCAGGACAAGGAAUGAGCGUUUCUGGAUUGGGCUCACGGAUGAGGACUCAGAAGGGGAAUGGGAAUGGGUGGACGGGACCGACUACAGAACCACGUUCACAUUUUGGAUGGAGGGAGAGCCCAAUAACAGCGGCAACAAUGAGGACUGUGCCCAUGUCUGGGUGUCGGGGAAGUGGAACGAUGUCUACUGCACCUACGAGUGCUACUACAUCUGCGAGAAGCCUGUGCCCAAGUGA